CAACUACCAGAACCUUCCGGAGAGAUUUUGCAAACUCCUCCCUAAAACCAUUUGCUUUACCUAUACGUCGUCGUUUUUGUCAUUCAUUCUCGGUUCUUCUUCCGAGUAGAACCUCCAUUUCUUGGAUCUCCAUUCUUGUUAACCCUGCAAAUUUAUUAUUGUUGACUGGAGGAGCUAUAUUCUUGGUGAAUAGGGAAGAUGGAGAAUGGAGGAGAGAAGCAGAAGGAAGGAGCAUCUUACACGUACUGGGUGCGAGAAGCGACAGCCGACGCGGCUCCUCUGCCGGUUCCUCGCAAGCUCACGCCUGAAGAUAUUGUCUGCAACCAGACGCAGCAAGCAACCUUGGGCUCCGUCUGGAAUAAGGCUGGAACCUGGGAGGAGAAAAACCUAAAUAAGUGGGCAAGUGAUAGAAUAAAGGAGCUGCUUGUAUCUGUUGGCUCUUUGGAGUUCUCGGAUGGCAAGGCAGAAAUUUCAGAUGUAACCAAAUGUGUUGGUGAUGCAUUCUUGGUGACCGUACGAAGCAAGAAACGAGUUGGCUAUACUUAUGAGCUGACAUUGAAAAUCAAAGGGGAAUGGAUUAUUGGAGACGAGAAUAAGGUCGUGAAGAGCCACAUUGAUAUACUAGAAUUCUCUUUUGGUGAGCUGGAUGACCUGCAGAUGGAAGUGCGAAUUAGCGAAGAGAAGGAGCUUUUGCAGGAAGAUAAGGCGCGGAUCAACAAGGAUCUGAAGCUCUUUCUACAGCCCGUUCGUGAAAAAUUGUACCAGUUUGAGCAAGAACUCAAAGAUAGAUAGGCGGCUGACGAACACAAUGAUCUUUUAACACAAUUUUUAGAAUGUAACUGUACGUUAUAUGCGAAAAUCUCUUGGUAAACACCAUUCCACAACAGCCUUUCCCAAUACAUGUAAUGGAAAUAAGGUUUCUGUUCAAGGCAGUGAAGCUUUUGCAGUAAUGCUUAGUAUUUGCUGCUGUGAUGAGAUUAUAUGACUGUAAGGACUGGUUUAAGUUUUGUUGGUCAUAGUUGAUUGAUCUAAUGUGAAACUCUUCUUUAUUUCUGGAUUA
Molecule: messenger RNA, 1060 nt
Organism: Carica papaya (papaya)
Lineage: Eukaryota; Viridiplantae; Streptophyta; Magnoliopsida; Brassicales; Caricaceae
Product: chaperone binding / ATPase activator
Biological process (GO): protein folding; positive regulation of ATP-dependent activity
Cellular component (GO): cytosol
Molecular function (GO): ATPase activator activity; protein-folding chaperone binding
Source: RefSeq, a predicted model, not a curated record